This is a messenger RNA of Pyricularia oryzae 70-15, 201 nucleotides long. RefSeq lists its product as uncharacterized. NCBI's taxonomy places the organism in Eukaryota, Fungi, Ascomycota, Sordariomycetes, Magnaporthales, Pyriculariaceae. The transcript is spliced from 2 exons. The record is from RefSeq and is a predicted model, not a curated record. Bases 1 to 201 code for a protein of 66 amino acids.
AUGGGCUUUGGUGGGACGGACUUGAGCAUCUCCUUCCAAAGAAAGUUAGGGAUCUCGCUUAGCAGGAUCCAAAAUGUAAAUCGAACACCCGCACCUCAAGCUUGUGGGAAUGCUACCCAGCUGAGACGCAUGGAGUUGCUUGGCUCUCACCGCACCCAAGAGAAGGCGGGUGUCAUCCAGUGCGAAAUGCAAAUCAGUUAA